This is a messenger RNA of Lycium ferocissimum, 734 nucleotides long. RefSeq names its product dirigent protein 1-like. The record is from RefSeq and is a predicted model, not a curated record. NCBI's taxonomy places the organism in Eukaryota, Viridiplantae, Streptophyta, Magnoliopsida, Solanales, Solanaceae. The coding region runs from base 81 to 608 and encodes 175 amino acids. The transcript has a single exon.
AUAAAUACCUAUCAAUUUCACCAAAAAUCAAAGCACAGAAAACCCAAAGAAUCAAGAGUAACAAACCCAAGAUCUUGUCCAUGGCAUCAAAUUCAAUCAAGCUAUCCCUCAUUUUGCUUCUAACAAUUUUCAUAACCUCAAAGGCUGAACUAGGCCAAAUUAAAGAAACAAACAUGACACUCUAUUUUCAAGAUUGGUCCGGUGGACCAAAUGCCACAGUGCUACAAAUAACAGGCCAUCAAGAUGGUCCCCUAAGUUUUGCUAAAUUUGGUUCAGUGUUUGUUACUGAUGAUCCAAUAACAGAAGCCUUUGAUAAGAACUCGGCAGAAAUUGCUAGAGCACAGGGCAUAUAUGUUACUUCUGCAUUGGAUGGCAAAAUUUCUCAUGUGCUAAUAUCAAUUAUUUUCACUAAUGAAGAAUAUAAAGGGAGUACUUUGGAAAUACAAGGUGCUAGUCCUCAGUUUGAGAGAGUAAGAGAAGUGGCUGUGGUUGGUGGUACAGGAAAAUUUAGAAUUGCUCGUGGAUAUGCAACUUUUGAGACUAUUCACUUUGAUUUGGCCGCUCAUUAUGUUGUUAUUCAGUGUAAUAUUACAAUUUUACAUUACUGAUUGGGGGAUUAACUAUGAUAAUAGUCCAUCAGGAUAAAGUCAAAUUGUAUAUGUGAUUUGUUUUCCAAGUUGAUUUGUCUGUGUAAAGGCUAGCACAUAAUAAAUAAAUGCUGUUUAUAAUGAUAA